UUGAUUAUAACAAUGUUUUGCGCAGUCAUUUUGAAAAGAUCUGUUUCCAGCGAUUGUGAAAUUUUAAAAACAUCUUUUACCUCCAACCCUUCUGGAAAUGGGAAAAAACCCACAACCAUUGAAAGCAAGCUCUUUUUUCUAGCCACUAAUGAAAUGAUAUUUUCGAAAUGUAAAUCUAGCAGAUUUAUUCGUUUUAUUUAGUUUUUAUGUUUCAAAGUGUUAUUUUCUCAAAGAAGCUGAAAGAUCUAUUCGUUUUCUUUAGUUUUUGUGUGAAGUGUUAUUUUUUCAAAAAAUCUGAAAGAUUUAUUCCUUCUAUUUAGUUUUUAUGUUUCUAAUUGUUAUUUUUUUCAAAGAAGCAGAAAAUCUUUCAUAGUUUUAUGUUUCGAACUGUUAUUUUUCUCAAAAGAGCUGAAAAUCUUUCAUAACCAACGUAUUAUCCAUUUUUCAUUCUUAAGUUUUAAUACUUACUUUGUUUUUUCUCAAGCCUUUAGGCUAUCUCCAUCCACAACUUUAUUCAACCCAACCUUUUAAUAAAAAACUAAUUUCCCUCUUUUCCACCCACACAACCCAACCUACCUCAACCUUCUACUCACAAUCACAACCCAAUUUUUAAAACAUUUUUUAUUAAAUACAUAUUUUUAUGCUUAUUAUUUAUCCAUAAAUGUGUUAAAAAUAAUUACAUUUAAUAUUUUCAUUUGAAACCGAUUUAUUUUAAAAGCAAAAUUAAUAACAACAAUAUAAGAAACCUUUUAAUAAAAAAAACACAUACAUUCAUCAAACAUAGUUAAUAAAAAUGACAAACAAGUUACAACGAUCACAUGAAAUGUAAAAUUACAGGUACAUAAAAUACAAACUACAUAAUUAUUCGUCAACUGCAAAUUUGUCCCAUAUAUGCUCAAUCAUAUCGUUUUUAGAGCAUUAUGAGCUUCUCUAUUACGAAGUUGUGCCUUAUUGAAAGAUAUUGAAGCUAGUGUGGGUCAAGGUAGGUUAUUCAAACUAGUGAGGGUCAAGAACAAAUCAAGGCUUUGUAUAUGGACAAAUUCAAGAAAUUUGCUACUACGAUUUGGAAGGGAGAGUACGGUGUUUUCCUUAAAACAGUUGGAGAGACCGAGAAUCUUUUUGGAUCUAUGAGGUACAACAUUAAACACCGUUCAGCUUUUGAUGGUAUCGAAGGCCAUGUUGCAAUCUUAUUGGCGAACUCACAUUAUCUUCCCCACGGUGGAGAAAUCCGGGUAGUGGAACUUUUCUCCGAGAUGUACUAUCUUAUUCCUUUUGCAGGAAUCCCAAAACAAAAUGUUACCAUGGAAAUCAAGGGAAGGUCGAUGCGGCUUUCGGAGAAAGCUCAUGUUAGGAAGCCGGCCGGUACAACGGAGUUAGUGGCAGAACUAAUGCUGCCUGAGCCGAUGGAGGAGGAGUAUAGUCGGUCAGACUAUAGCAUUCGUUGGUAUCACAACGAACUCGUCGUUCGGGUUUUUAAAUAUAAAAAUCGCGUGAUGAAAGUGGUGGCUGAUUUCGAUGGCAAGAAAGAUGUGAUCGAAGAGGAUGUGGUAGACUUCUUUGAUGGAGAGAAUUGAUGAGAUUUUCCUUAAGCUUUUCAUAAUAUACACAUAUGUAUAGUUUAAAAUUAACUAUAUACACAUGUGUAUAUUAUGAAAAACUUAGGAAAAUGUGUGAUCUAGAAUGCUUCUCAAGUUUCUCAAAUAAGGUGGACUUCUCUUAGGAUCCCUACACUAUAUAUAUAUAUAUAUACACACACAUAUAUAUAGGCCGGUUAACGUACAAUACCUCUUAUCCUACAUUAUUUACGCGAUGCCCACAACCGUACGAUCUUUAAUCCUCCAACCGCUGGCGAAACUAUUUUAUAUCAUUAAAUUAAUCAUAUUAAUAUAUUCAAAUCAUACUGAAAAGGUUAAAAUCGUUAUUGCGAGAUCCUAAUCUCUGUAACUGACCAAAGAUAGUUCAAAAUCAAUCCCUAAAUCAAAUUCAACAACGUGAGAUUCUUCUUCCCAACCUCCCUUCGUUCCUCUUGGUGCGAUUUCAUUAUACGAUAAUAAGACCUGCUAAUUUCGGAGUUCUAAUGGACAAAUGGAACAACACUACCAUCGAUCGACCAACAAUCGAAGAAGAUGAUCCAAGUUAUUGAUUAUUGUAAUAUGCGAAUUCUGUGUUUUCAAAACAGGGUUUUUACAACAUGCGAAAUACAUUUGAA
Molecule: messenger RNA, 2209 nt
Organism: Helianthus annuus (common sunflower)
Lineage: Eukaryota; Viridiplantae; Streptophyta; Magnoliopsida; Asterales; Asteraceae
Exons: 3
Coding region: 1032-1574 (180 amino acids)
Source: RefSeq, a predicted model, not a curated record